CAGAGAUGAGAAUAGAUUCAAUUUGGUAAGGAGAUUCUUCAACCCAAUACAUUUCAUCUAAUGAAAAGGUUAGGAUUGGUAAGCUAUGUGCUGCAGAAUUGCAAAUUAACUCUGUUUGAGAGUUUGCAAGGAUUGAGAGAAAGAUGCCAUUAUCAGUGACAGCUCCUUUCUAUCUUUUAAUUUAUCAAGUCAUAUCAAAUGUGGGUACUCCAACCAAAUAACAAUUAAGUUGGGAGAUGUUGACCAGGUUGUUCAUAUUCGAUCUGCACAACCUACACUCUGAGCUGGUCUCACUUGUGGAUUCUGCAGACUACCUACAACUUAUGUCACCAAGUCUAAUAAUACAAUUUUCAUUAUUUUCAUUGGUUAUAUUUUAUUUAUAAAUUGAGCAAAUUAUUGUUAUGCAAAUAGAUGUCAAAUAUCAUAGCUGUAUCCUGGCCUGUUCGUAUAACCCACAAAUAGAGAUGUUUUACUUGUAAAACUCUGGUAUAAGACAAACAGUAUGUCUCAUGUGAAAAUGUGAUAGAGAUGAACCUCAGGGGGACUCAAAACAAAAUCAAUCAAGAACAUUACUGAAAGAAUGAAUAAAAGUAGCAUUUUCUAUUACAUUUCAUACCUUUUACUUUUAGGUAGUUUGGAGGAGCACAUUUGUUAGGAAUGUUCCUUCCCUAUAUAAUAUGACUUGUUAGACAAAUAUCAUCACCACCGCAAAAUUUGUCAUCCAAACCUUUUCCAAAAUGGUGUUUUGUUCUCUCAGGCCUUGGUUUGGUGUUAUGCUCUAUUCCCUCCUUAUUCAUUUUCUUUCGUUUCAACAAUGUUUUGCUGAUGGGAACUCAACACUGGUUGUAAAUGCUUCCUUUGAUAAGGAGAAUGCAAGGAGAAUUCCUCAAAGUUUUCAUGGAGUGUUCUUUGAGGAGAUAAAUCAUGCUGGUGCUGGGGGACUAUGGGCAGAACUUGUAAGCAAUAGAGGCUUUGAAGCUGGAGGACCAGACAACACCUUAAAUAUUUAUCCUUGGUCAGUUAUUGGAAAUGAGUCAUCCAUUUCUGUAUCAAUAAACCAGACCUCUUGCUUUGAGCGUAAUAAAGCUGCAUUACAAAUGAAGGUGUAUUGUGGGGGUCUCAAACCUUGCCCAUAUGGUGGCGUUGGUAUCUCUAAUCCGGGCUAUUGGGGCAUGAAUUUUGAGCAAGGAAAGAGAUACAAGGUGGUCUACCAUGUUAAGUCAGAAACAAAGUUUGAUUUUCAACUUUCAUUCACAGGUAUUGAUGUUAUAAAAGUGGCAUCAAAUACCAGGCAUGUUUUUGGAGAUAAAAAAUGGAAAAGGGUGGAGACAAUAGUGGAAGCAAAACAUACUAAUCACUAUUCAAGUCUUCAAAUAACCACUACCAGUGAAGGGACAUUCUUGUUAGACCAGGUGUCAGCUGUGCCAUUGGACACUCAUAUGGUUAGUAGAAUAAACAAUCACAACUUAUAAAUCAA
Messenger RNA from Vigna umbellata (rice bean), 1477 nucleotides. NCBI's taxonomy places the organism in Eukaryota, Viridiplantae, Streptophyta, Magnoliopsida, Fabales, Fabaceae. The record is from RefSeq and is a predicted model, not a curated record.